AUGAGGCGUCGAGCAGGCAAGAGGUGCGCCGGACCAGCUGACGGCUACGCGAUGGCUGGUUGGUGGCCGGCAGUCGGACUCGCCCUUUCUGCGAUCCACGCCUGCUCGGCGCUGCUCGAUGGCGGCGCCGUGCUGAUGGCCUCAGACUACUUCAGCCAGAGGAACACGCGCGUAUGCGCCAUUUACGCCUGCAGUACUUACGGUACCUGCGAGAGCCAAGAACUGGUGCCUUUUGUGCUCACAGACGGCUACCGGCUCUGGAAACACUUCUCGGCGCUCCACGACACGUGGCUGCUGGCAGCGCCCGCCGUCCAUCGCAUCCCGGUCGGCAGCAGCGCCGCCGUCUUCCUCGACCAUGACUGUGCACUCAACCGGUGGAUUUUCUCGCUUAGUGUCGAGCUGGGCCUCCUGAACACGUCGACUCACUGGCUGGUGAGGAGCGGAGGUCCCCCGCCUCCAGGCCUGGUCGUGCGCUUGGACAGUGACGUCACGUGGGCCUCCCCACGCUCUUCUGGCGAUCUGCUGCUGCAGCAGCUGACCAGAGACCAUCUGGCGGGCGCCACUGUGCAGCGCCCGCUGGGGUCCUGGUCACCAGUUGCUGGCCUCCUGUGCCACGACCACUGUCGCAGCCACGGCUUCCGGAGGAACUUCUGGGGCCCCACCCUGAGAGUCGGCACAGUGGUAACUGACCUGCCUCUCGAUAAUCUCGGACAGCGCCUCAGUGACGUCGAAGAGAAAUAUGUAGACGCAAUGGCACGUUUUGGUUGGGGAUUGACAAACAUUCUGUCACAAAAAUUAAAUUUCACAACAGUCCUGUACGCGACGGCGUCUUUCGGAUACAAGCGGCAGAGUGAAAACAACACGGUCGACGGACUGGUGGGUAUGCUGGAGAGAGGGCUGGUCGACGUCGGAUCAGCUGGGCUGCUCAUGGUGGAAGACCGCCUCAGCCGCAUCGACUAUGCCGGGCCCUCCCGCCUCUGGGUGUCAAAGAUCAUGUUCCGGCACCCGGCGGUGGUGACGGUGCAGGGCACGCUGUUCCGGCCGCUGGCGCCACGCCUCUGGCUGUGCGUGGUUCUGGUGUUCGCCGCACUGGCGCUGGUGGCGCGCGCCGUCUGCUGGGCGCACGGCCGGCCCGCACUCCACGCCUGGGGGGACACCUUCCUGCUCGUCGCCUCUGCUGUGGGGCAGCAAGGCAGCUCGCAGAGUGCAGACUGGCCCAGCUGGCGUAUCCUGCUGGUGGUCAGCCUGGUGUGCGCUAUGCUCCUGGACACGCACUAUUCCGCCGCUAUUGUCAGUUCUCUUCUUCUACCGCCACCUAGGACCAUCAACACCAAGGAGGACCUGCUUCAAAGCCCACUCGAGUUUGGCAUAGAGAACAUCAGCUACGUCCACAACCUUAUAGAGAUGAGUGAAGACCCUGUGGUACGGAGUUUGUACCUGAAGAAAGUUGCGCCACCAGGCGCCGUUCGGUCAAACUACUUCUCCCUGGAAGAAGGCAUGACUAAAGUGGCCACCGAGAUGUUCGCGUUCCACUCUCAGGAGUUCCAGAUGUACCCUCUGGUGGAGAAGCUGUUCACCGAACACGACAAAUGCGCUCUCGUCACCAUUCCGCUUCUCGCACCGCGGAUGACCUACGUCGCGGUGCGCAAGAACUCGCCUCUCAGGGAGACGUUCACGGUCGGGAUGCGCACGAUGUGGGAGCAGGGCCACUUGAGCCACCUGCGCAUGCGCUGGAAUUCCAAGAAACCGUCCUGCAUAGACGACCGGGACUUUGUCAGCGUCGACCUGGCCACCAUUUCUCCCGCCUUCAUCCUGCUGGUGUCUGCUGUGCUGCUCUCCCUGCUGCUCCUGCUGCAAGAAAGCGCUAGGACUAGGCAGACACAUGAGAACAGACCAGCAAACCUUUCACAUUCAAGACCCAUGCAAGCUGGAGCACACCAGGACGCCUACAGAUCAGUUCAAUAA
Schistocerca gregaria is the source of this 1965-nucleotide messenger RNA. Its product is annotated as glutamate receptor ionotropic, delta-2-like. Bases 1 to 1965 code for a protein of 654 amino acids. Lineage: Eukaryota; Metazoa; Arthropoda; Insecta; Orthoptera; Acrididae. The transcript is spliced from 10 exons. The record is from RefSeq and is a predicted model, not a curated record.